AUGCUUGGCAAACAAUGGAGUGAUCUUCUGAAACUCAUACAAGAUGUGUCAGCAGGAUUUUCUCUCAUCAUAAAUACAUUAUUGAUUUUCGUGAUUUUGACAAAAUCUCCAAAACAGUUGGGAGCUUACAAGUGUCUCAUGAUAUACAUCUCAGUUUUUGAAAUCUUCUAUUCAAUUUUGGAUGUGGUUUUGGUUCCGCAACAUUACUCCCACGGAUCCACAUUUUUGGUGAUUGUCGGAAUCAAGGAUAAGCUCUUCAGCCCCGAGGUUCUUCUUUUCCUGAGCUCUUGCUACUGGAGAUGCUUUGGAGCUUCGAUGGCCGUAUUUGCAGUCCAUUUUGUCUAUAGAUGGCUUGUAGUAACAGAGCACGCGUUACUCAAGAAGUUUGAAGGAUGGAAAAUCUGGCUCUGGUUUUCCAUACCUUUUUGGUACGCGCUCACCUGGAUUUGCACUGGAUAUAUUCUAUCAGCGCCAAACGGAAGAACUUCCAAUUUCAUUAGAGAAAAUGUCAAAGAGGUUUUUGAGCUGGAGUUCGACGAGUACAUCUAUCUCGGACCAUUUCUUUAUAAAAAAAAAGAAAAUGGAACACUUACGGUGUAUAUUAUGCCAUUUAUUGGAUUGGGCAUCAUUUCGUCAACUAUUAUUUCCUCCAUCAUAAUCGUUUUGGUAAUCGGAAUCCUCUGCUACCGCCGUCUCAACAGCAUCGUGGUCACUACCAUGAAUUCAGUUAACCUCCGAAAUCUGCAACGUCAGCUCUUCUACGUCCUGGUCAUCCAGACCACAGUUCCAUUUGUCCUAAUGCACAUCCCAGCAGUCAUUAUGUUUGCCUUCGUAUUUCUGGAUAUUGAUUUAGGGGUUUAUAGUGCAGUGGUGUCAAUGACAAUUACUAUAUACCCAGCUGUGGAUCCAAUUCCAACAAUUGUUAUUGUGGAAAACUAUCGGAAAACUGUGCUAAAGUUUUUUGGUUGCUUUAAAACAACUCAUCAAAUUGGGACAAUGACGAUUGCACCAACUCAAUUUGCAUCCAGCACUCAUGUCAACUAG
Molecule: messenger RNA, 1044 nt
Organism: Caenorhabditis elegans
Lineage: Eukaryota; Metazoa; Nematoda; Chromadorea; Rhabditida; Rhabditidae
Source: the annotation of a RefSeq genome assembly